AAAAGAAAAUAGUGAUAUUUAAUUAAAUGUGAUGAAAUAUGUGUAUUGCACUUGUUUGCUAUAAUCCAGAAAUAUCUAUAUAUUAUUCUAUUAAGCAAUGAAUAAUCCCAUUUGUUUUUCUCAAUACUUUGUGAACAAACAAAAUAUAAGGUCACUUAAUAAUAUAUUAAAUCCAAAGUGUUUGAAAAGUGAAAAUUUUACUGAUUUCCUUAAAAAUAUAUUCGAAGAUGAACAAAUAAUAUGUGAGCUAUCUACUGAACUCAAGGAAUUAUUAUUUGAAACAAGGGAUAAUAUUAAAAGUUAUAGCAAAUAUGAUUUUAAAAAUUACAUAAUAAUAAAAGAUGUUGAACAUAGCUUGCGAACAAUUCAUAAGUCUGAUGUCGUGGCAAGUUGCACUAAUGCACUGGUUAAGGUAAUCCCGGCCAAAUUAUUUGGUAGCAACCACAACAAUAAAAUAUUUAACAAGUGUACAAAACUUAUAAUAUAUAGCAUGAGAAAUCAAUAUUUAUAUCUUGAAAAUUUGAUUCUGAAAUGGGAUUUUUCCAGGCUUCCUUGGAACACUGUUAUUGCUUCACUAUCUUCUAAAAUACUUUACUAUAUUCUGCACUGGAUCUUUAAAAUUAUUUUAUCUGCAAUAAUAUCCCUAAAUUUUUAUGUUACCACAUGUAAAUUAGACACUGAUGAAAAUAAAUUACAUUUUUUUUUAAAGAAUCAAUGGCAAAAAUUUUAUGAUAUAAAGUUAUCAAGUAUGAUAACUGCAAAAAUUAUAAGCAGAUUUGAACCAUAUUGCAUAGGCAAAAAAGCAAAAAAAAAGUACAGUUUGCAAGACAGAUUAAAAUUGAAAAUGUUGAAGAGAGAGAUUUUUAAAUUGCAUUUGGUCCUUAAAUGCAAUAACGAUUUUAGACCUAUUGUUCGAUAUAAGAAUGAAGCAAUAACUUCAUCUGAGAAAUAUAAAAUUAAGGAAAGAUUACAUUUUCUUCAUGUGCUAACUGGUAAAAGUUUUCAGAAAAUAGAGACAUAUUUUUCAGUUUUAUUUACAUUGUGGAUUAAAAAAGAUCGGCCAAAAUUAUAUUUUGUUAAAACAGAUCUCAGUAAUGCUUUUGGAUCUAUCAGUAAAGAAAAACUUUUAAAGAUUCUUUGUGAGCGACAUGUUGAAUUACAAAAAGAAGAAAAAUCAUUGUAUAUGAAAAAGAAAUUUGCCCAACAAUAUAGAGAAAUGGUUGCUGAGCUUAGAAAGCCACUGUUAAUCCGAGCAGGCUCUACGAUUUAUGAGUGGAAGGAAGGUUUGGUGCAAGGAUACAAAUAUUCCCCAGCAUUAUCCGAGUUGUAUUACUCAUAUUUAGAUAAAAUUUAUUUUUCAGAUCAUCUUCAAAAAGAUGAUCAUGAACUUAAGUUAUUUAUAAGAGUGGUAGAUGAUUAUUUGUAUAUUACAGAUUCUUUAGAAGAUGCCUACUUAUUUUUGAAUGCAUUGUCUAAUUAUAGGAAUGUGAACUUUAUGAAAACAUUUGUUAACUUUCAACAUCCAAUAAUAAAAUAUAGCCAGGAAAUAACUUUUCUUGGAUAUAGUUAUAAUACUGUUAAUAUGGAAGUAAGUAGAGCAAACUCUGUGUUUACUGGUGACCUGUGUUACAAAAUUAACUUUUCAGCAGCCAUUGCUAAUUUAGACAAAUUUUUAGAAAAUAGGAUAGGACAGUCUGGAAUUCAUAUCAACAGUCACAUUUUUAAUUUGUAUCACAAGAAUGAAGAACUGAUAUGGCAUCAUAUUUUUGUGACAUUAUGUUUAUCAGCUAAUAAGUUCUGCACAAUAUUAGCCAUUUAUUGUGAUGAGAAGCAGAUGUCACGUUAUUUAGCAAUUUACAAAAAAAGAGUAACUGUUAAACUUUGUAAUAGUAUUAUGGCGACUUUGAAAAGAAACCAACCAUCAGAUUUUAUUUUUAAAUAUUGCAUAAAUCAUUUUCGUUAUUUAUCAUUUAAAGCUUUGCUUUUAUGCACGCAAAAAACAAAAAAAUGCAAUGUGUUAGUCCCAUAUGUGAAUGUUGAAUUGGCUAAGACUAAUUGUAUUCAUGGCAAAUGGAGGGAUCAUUCUAGUAGGAUAUGCAAAAACGGUAAAAGUCAAAUGCAAGCUAUUAGGGAAAUAUGUAAAAGAGCAGAUCUUAAGAUAAUUAUGAAGAGUUUCAAUGACUUGCCAAGAGGUGUUCAAUGUUUUGAUCAUAAGAGAUUUUAUCAAUGAAUUUAUGGGAAAUAAAAUUAUUUAUAAAAAAAUUUAUAGUUUUAUUUUAAAUACAUACAUUUUACACUUAUAAGAUUCAAUUGGACGGAAUC
Molecule: messenger RNA, 2322 nt
Organism: Nymphalis io (European peacock)
Lineage: Eukaryota; Metazoa; Arthropoda; Insecta; Lepidoptera; Nymphalidae
Gene: Tert
Product: telomerase reverse transcriptase-like
Exons: 1
Coding region: 98-2230 (710 amino acids)
Biological process (GO): telomere maintenance via telomerase
Cellular component (GO): telomerase catalytic core complex
Molecular function (GO): telomeric repeat DNA binding; telomerase RNA binding
Source: RefSeq, a predicted model, not a curated record